This is a messenger RNA of Peromyscus leucopus (white-footed mouse), 3225 nucleotides long. Its product is annotated as pre-mRNA cleavage complex 2 protein Pcf11-like. Gene Ontology annotation, molecular function: RNA polymerase II complex binding; mRNA binding. Gene Ontology annotation, biological process: termination of RNA polymerase II transcription. The record is from RefSeq and is a predicted model, not a curated record. Lineage: Eukaryota; Metazoa; Chordata; Mammalia; Rodentia; Cricetidae. Gene Ontology annotation, cellular component: cytoplasm; mRNA cleavage factor complex.
AUGGUUACAGAAGAAUUGGAAAACCAGGGGACAAAACCAGGGAGAUCAAACACUGGAAAGAGAUCAAGAUCGAGGUCACCUAAGUCUUGGUCACCAACUAUACAUUCCCCAAAGGGAAGAGAAAAAUGGUCACCCAAAGAAAGGCAGAAAAGUAUGUUUCCAACUUUGGCCCCCACAGCUGGAAAGAUGCAUCAGUCAGGACUUACACAGUCACAUAGGGAAGAAAGAAAUGUUAAGAAAAGUACUAAGCAGGAUGUUCGAGAUCCCAGACUGCUGAAAAAGAUGCGUGAAGGUCGGCCUCAAGAAACUGCAAGUAAACAUUCUAUGAGGUCAGAUGCUGAGCCAAAAGAGAAUAUAGAGAAUUGGCAAAGCUCUAAGUCUGCAGAAAGAUGGAAAUCUGGUUGGGAAGAAAGUCAAAGCUUCCAACAGUGUGAUGACCAGAGUAAAGCACCUCAUCUAAGGCAUAAGGAGAGCUGGUCAAGCACUAAAGGAAUCUUGUCACCUGGAAGCCCAAAGCAGCCCCAUGGAGCAAGGGUAGAUGCCAAUCUUGAGAUUCCUAAAGACUUAACUCUGGCAAGCCAAAGAGAAUUCCUUCAAAAGACGAGUGAACGUUUAGCUUCCGGUGAAAUUACACAGGAUGAGUUCCUUGGUGUUGUGCAUCAAUUUCGACAGCUUUUUGAGGAUCAAGAUGGUGGAGGAGAGGAGCAGACAUCUCCCUUCAAUGAUGGAUUUCCACUUAAGCGACCUAGAUAUGAAGAUUCAGAUAAAGCGUUUGUAGAUGGCCCAGCAUCAAGAUUUGUUGGCCUCCAAACAAAUGAGCGGCUUCCAGCUUUAGCUGCAGACCGACCAUUAUUUGAUGGGCCUGGUAAGCCAUCUGUGAAGAGAGAUGGCCCAGCCAAGAUAAUUUGUGAAGGACCUAAUAAAUUAAGCCCUAGAAUGAAUGGACCUCCUACAGCAGGUUCUUUUCUGUUUGAUGGGUCACCAGGACCAAUGGGAGGAGGAGGCAUUAUGCCAUUCAAAGGACCAAAAGGUCAGUUUGGAGGUGGGGGCCCUUUGAGAUUUCAAGUUCCUCCAGGACCAGUAGGAACACCUCUGUGGUGUGAAGGGACAAUUGGUCAAGGAGGACGAGGAGGACACGGUCGAGGAGCACGCGGUCGACCAGGACGAGGACGAGGAGGAGGCAGUAUUCGAUUUGAAGGUUCAACUCGUGUGACUUUUCAGGGAUCUACAGGUGUUAGGAGAUUUGAAGGACCAGGGAGUAAGCCUGGGGGUGGUCUGAGGUCUGAGUGCCCUCAUGGACAGACUGUGGGUAGUCUUAGAUUUGAGGGGGAUCAUGGUCCAUCAGGGGCAGCAAUUAGGUUUGAUGGGCCUCAUGGUGAGCCAGGUGGUGCUAUCAGAUUUGAGGGCCCUUUGCUACAGCAAGCUGCUGGAAUGAGGUUUCAGGGUCCCCAGGGUCAGUCUGUAGCUGGUCUGAGAUUGGAAGGAUAUAAUCAACUAGGUGGGAACCUUAUUUCUGAGGGACCACAUGGCCAACCAGGUGUUGGGAUCAGGUUUGAAGGACCUUUAGUACAAAAGGGGGGUGGAAUGAGGUUUGAGGGUCCUGAACCAGGAGGUGGCCUGAGAAUUGAAUCACCUCUGGGUCAAGGUGGUCCCCGAUUUGAAGGUUGUCACUCUCUAAGGUUUGAUGGACAGCCAGGUCAGCCAUCACUUUCAAGAUUGGAUGGAACACAAGGCCAGCCAGGUCCUAGAUUGGAAAGAACUGUUCAGCCAGGUCCACAGAGAUUUGCUGGGCCACCUGGACAGCAGGUUCAACCGAGAUUUGGUAGUGUACCUCCAAGAUUUCAUGGGCCACAACAGGAGCAAGCAUCAAGAUCUGAUAUUCCUCUUGGUCUGCAAGGUCCCCAAUAUGACAUUCAUCCUUCACAAAGGCUUGAAUCUUUCAAUCAGACUGGCCCAUAUAAUGACCCACCUGGCAAUGCUUUGAAUGUUCCAUCUGAAGGACUACAAUUCCAAAGGCAUGAACAGAUAUUUGAUACACCUCAAGGACCAAAUUGUAAUGGACCUCAUGGCCCUGGAAACCAGAAUUUCCCAAAUGCCCUUACCAGAGCUUCAGGACACUCUUUUGAUGAAAAGAAUCUUCAGAGUUCUCAGUUGGGAAACUUGGGCAAUUUACCUAGUCCGAUGUCAGGAGGAGAUAUUCAGCCAUCUCAAAAGGUUGUGACUGGUGUUGCUCAGCCAGUAGCAUUUGGCCAAGGACAACAGUUUUUACCAGUUCAUCCACAGAAUGCUGGAGCUUUCAUUCAAAAUGCUUCAGGAGGUCUUCCUGAAGCAUAUCCUGAUCAUCAUCUCAGUGAGGUGGAUGUAAAUGAAUUGUUUUCAAAACUGGUAAAAGCAGGAAUUCUCAAAUUGUCACAGCCUGAUUCAACUGCAACCCAGGAAAAGGAGGCUGAUGCUCAGCAUCCCCCUGAAGAGGGGAAGGAUCAGAAUGAAGAUCAAGAUGUUCCAGAUCUCACUCAUUUUACAACUGAAGAAUUGAAACAACGUUAUGACAGUGUCAUAAACCGGCUGUACACUGGGAUUCAGUGUUCUUCUUGUGGACUGAGGUUUCCGACAUCCCAGAGAGAUGUUUAUGCAGAUCACUUGGACUGGCAUUAUCGGCAAAAUAGAAGUGAGAAAGAUGUUAGCAGAAAGGUCACUCAUAGACGUUGGUACUGCAGUUUAAGAGCCUGGAUAGAAUUUGAAGAAAUAGCUGAUCUGGAAGAAGGUGCAGAACGCCGGUGUUUCGAAAAGGUUCAUAAAGAGGUUGUCCUCAAAUCUCAGGAGGCUGCUAAAGAAAAGGAGUUCCACAGUGUCCCUGCUGGACCAGCUGGAGCACUUGAGAGUUGUGAAGUCUGUCAAGAACAAUUUGAACAGUACUGGGAUGGAGAGGAGGAAGAAUGGCACUUAAAAAAUGCUAUUGGAGUAGACGGAAAGAUUUACCAUCCAUCGUGUUAUGCAGAUGACCAAAACACAUCUUCUUUUGCUUGUACACCAUCUGCCAUCAAGACGCCAGUUGAAAACCCUUGGAACAUUAUGUUGAACACUGUCAAAAACGAUUUGCAAGAACCCUGUGAAAGUCCCCAAGUUAAGGAAGAGCAAACAGAUGCCCCACCAGCCUGUGCAGAAGAAAGUGUAGCAACCCCCACUGACAUAAAAACAGAAGAGGACACAGUUGAGUCAGUUUAG